AUGCUAGGCAGAAACCUUUUGGAUUUCGCACUUCGCAGCUCUUUGCGUAGUUUGAGCACUGCGGCCGAGGAGAGAUUAAGUUCUAUUAAUGAUUCCAAAAGGGAGUUGUGGAGGAAAUCAGGAAAUCCUUUCACAGAAGUUCCUCAAGCUUGGGUGUGUUCAUUUGAUGGUGUGGAAGAGAAAAAACUUGGAAUAGUUGAUUUACAUCCUGAUGUCUUCCGCGUUAGACCCCGACUCGAUUUACUCCAUCGAAAUGUUAAUUGGCAAUUAAAUUAUAGAAAUGUACAAUUAACCAAGCAGUUAACAAGAGCAGAAAUGCCUGGAGGAGGAAGGAAACCUUGGCCUCAGAAGAAAACUGGUAGAGCUCAUGUUGGAUCUGUGCGAGCGCCCAAUUUCAUCCACGGAGGUUUCGCCCAUGGUGUCCGAGGUCCUAGAACUUGGUUUUAUAUGCUCCCAGAUUCUGUUCGUAUCCAAGGUCUCUGUACUGCACUAACAAUCAAGCAUGCACAAGAUGAUCUUCAUGUCGUGGACAGUUUUGAUAACUUACCUGAAGCUGAUGCUCAAUAUUUACAUGAUUUGGCUGAUAAGCGGAACUGGGGCUAUUCAGUUUUGUUCGUGAAUGAUACAGACGAAAUAUCGGGUGGAUUAGUCCCUGGCUUGGAAAGUGUUCCUUCUUUCAAUGCCAUGCCAGUUUACGGCCUCAAUUGUUAUUCUUUACUGAAAUAUGAAACUAUAGUUUUUUCUCGAAAAGCUCUUGAUUUAGUAGAGAAGAGGCUACUUAGCCACUUACAGAGAGUUGAACCGCUCAAUAAAAAAUACAGAUAUAUGGAUUACAAAGAACGAAUUCUGCGAGAAGCAGAGGGUGAAGAUGAUGAACAUAUGCCACCUUAUGUAUAA
Auanema sp. JU1783 is the source of this 897-nucleotide messenger RNA. Lineage: Eukaryota; Metazoa; Nematoda; Chromadorea; Rhabditida; Rhabditidae. The record is from the annotation of a GenBank genome assembly.